Messenger RNA from Argiope bruennichi, 1629 nucleotides. It is a transcript of the gene EMC8-9, whose product is annotated as ER membrane protein complex subunit 8-like. Gene Ontology annotation, cellular component: EMC complex. The record is from RefSeq and is a predicted model, not a curated record. Bases 22 to 633 code for a protein of 203 amino acids. The transcript has 5 exons. NCBI's taxonomy places the organism in Eukaryota, Metazoa, Arthropoda, Arachnida, Araneae, Araneidae.
UCAAAAUCGGAAAUUAAAGCAAUGGCCGAUAUUGUAAUAGAUGUGCGAGCUUAUAGCAAAAUGCUUUUGCAUGCUAUGAAAUAUCCUCACCAUUCCGUGAAUGGUGUGUUUUUAGCAGAAAAGAGGAGAAAUAAAGAGCAUGGUGGAGGUAGUGUGAAUAUCAUUGAUUCCAUUCCACUCUUCCACCUGUGUUUGAGUUUAACACCAAUGUUGGAAGUUGCCAUGAUGCAGAUUGACCAGUAUUGCAAAGAUCAUUCUCUUGUCAUUGCUGGCUAUUACCAAGCUAAUGAACACAUAAAGGAUAGCAACCCAGACUUUAUUGCUUAUCGAAUAGCUGAUAAGAUAUAUGAAAACUUUUCUGAUGCUUGCCUUGUUAUGGUUGAUAACCAGAAAAUGUCUUUAGACUGUGAUGAUUUAGCUUUUCAUCUGUAUCAAUUCAAUGAUGGAAAAUGGAGGCUCAAAGAUAAAAAUAGCAUUCAUUUUGAGCAAGGUCACAGAGCUUUAAGUGUAACAGCGGCUCUUCUGCACUCUAAAAUGUACAGAAAGUUGAGUGAUUUUGAUAAUCAUUUGGAUGAUAUAUCUCUAGAUUGGAGUAAUGUAAUUAUUAAUGAGGAAAUUGAUCGCUGCUUAUAGCAUUUUAUAGAAUUCCAUAUUAUUUAUAUUUACGAUUGAGAUAUUAUCUGCUGCAAAGUAUAAGUGUACAGUUUGUUUUGGGAGACAUUGGGACAAAUGUGUUUUUGUUGCUAGACAAAGUUGUGAUUACUGAGAUGAAACAAAAAAUAUUUCAUACUGUACCUAUUUAUUGUUAUGCAAAAUUCUCUUUAAAUUAAAAUACAACAUUGGAUUGUAAUUGUGAAAGUUUUAAAUGUUUGUUUUUGGAAAUGGGAAUCAAAUCUUUGUUAAUGUUGUGGGAAAAGUAGUAAACUUUAAGAAAUCAAAGUUUUAUUUAGAACAAAAGUAAAAUAAUGUUUGGUAUGUUUUCAUAUUUCAUUGUUAUAUACUUCUGUAUCAUUCAUCUAAGUGCAUUAUAAAAGCCAGUCAAGAAGUAAAUUGGAUUAUAAAUAUUCAUAAUGCUUUGAGAGUAACAAUUUUUCCUUCUAUAAUAUCUUCAGUGACAGUAAAGUCACAAGUCAUUCUAUCACUGUGAAGUAUAAUUAACUUAAUUUCUAUCAUUGUUUUGUAACAAAUUUUACUUUUGGGCGGCUAUACUUUUAUUUCAUAAUUUUUUUUUUUAAAUGAUAGGAUCAUUAUUACUGGCAUAGUGUUUGAUUUAUUGCAACUUACAGAAACAAAUUUCCUUAUGUAUUUUCAUUUGAAUUUUUAAUUGUUUUUUUUUAACUGCAGUUUCUAUAAUUUUUUAAUCAUUCAAUCACUUUCCAUUGAUUCUGUAAAGUACAACUUUCACUUCAUGAAUUUUGCAAAUGUUCUUUCAUCUUGGCUUAAAUCUGCAUAAUUUCAUGAAGUUGACAAUUCUGUUUUGUAAAUAUGUAAUAAAUUUUAGCCUUGUUAUUUAUAUUUUAUAUUAAUUUAUAAUAAUGUUAUAACUGAAUGAUACAAUUACCAUGAUUAGAUACAGAAGAACGAACUACUUGUACAAAUUUCAUUAAUAAACAUUUUCCUCUAUCAUGA